UGUUUCGGAUCAGCUCGGAAAUAGGAAACCAUCCCAGGUUCUGUACUAGUCACCCUUUUGGUCAAUUUGGUGGCAUACAUGCCGCAGAUAUUUAAAGUUGCAGAGUGAGCCAACAGUGCGCAACAAUGAGCACGCCACAACCGGAGGCAAACAGCACAGCACAAGCCAAAGCAAACGAAAUGCCUGCCGCCAAGAGUGCUGACGGUGAAGCAGGAGAGAAGGCGGAUGCCGGGACAUCGUCGCCGGAGGAUGAUUCCAUUCACAUCUACGCAACGAUCGCGUUUGUCGUUAUAAUCAUCCUGAUCGGUGUUCCCAUGUGGUGGAAAACGACCGAGGUUUACAGGGUUUCCCUUCCGUACGCUGAAAUACAGGCGUUAAGUGAUGCUCCCAUCAAGACUGCGUUCCGGUUGGGGCUAUACUGCAAGUCGCCCGAACGUCGGGACAUAAUGGCAUUUGAAUUGCGCAAAAAAUUCGAACACAACUUUGCAUUCGAACUGGAACUGCUUGAAUUAUCCUUGGACCCGGAAAAAGUGGCGGCCGUGAAAACGCCGGCAAUGCUCGAAGCGGAGCUCUUGAAACGCUAUCCGGCUUCGGUGGGCGAUUUUAUGCUGAUCGAGUGGAAUAAGCUAGACGAUGAUGUACUGGUUACCACGGAACGAACCGCCUUCAUAUCGGAAAGCGCAACUUCCCUGAAAACCUAUCAGGUGCUCUCGUCGUGGAUUUUGCAGGAGUACAAGCUGAAAGCGAUCCUUGGUUCACGGGACGUCCAGCAAACGACGAAGGGCCGACAGUUGCGGCUCAACUCGGCUCCACUUCAACCACAAUACGAAGUGUUGAUAACUGUGCUAAACCCUCGCCCAGAUUUGCAGAAAGUGCACUGGAAUCCACGUGCUGCGGCCGAGAAUUACAUUUCACCGUUUUUGAACGAACUGGCCGGUAUAACAAACUUUACCAUAAAAACGCAGUGGAUCUAUCAGGUCGGUAUCGAUGGGCCCGGUGUGCAGCCGAAACAAGUGCCGGAUAGCUCAAAGCUAGGGCGCCACUAUGCGUUAGGAGAGGACAGCCUGCCGCAUAUUAUAACGUCACUCGAGAAAAAGUUGGGCACGCAAAUUACCGACCAUCCGUGCAUUCACUUCGUUGUGUAUGUGGCCCCGUGUAGCCAGGCACCCCUUAAAAUCUACCACAAGGAUGGCCAGCGUGCGUCCCCGAACAGUGGCAAGGUGGAAGCAUUCACGUCGGCCAAGUGGGGUGGCAUCAUGUUUGCGAGUCCGGCAGAGGCAACCUGCGUACGGUACAUGGAAGAAGAGCAGUUCUCCGAUGUAUACCUUCACGCACAGGACAUUAUGCCCGUGCUGCUGUAUCAGUUGCGUAAAAUAUUUGAUUUAGAAAACAAUGCACCACUUCUCGAUACGGCGCUGGUGCCGUGCGACCGGAUCGAACCGCGCGUUUGGGAGGUUGAUACAUUCCUUCGUACCAACACAAUCUAUUUGGUACACUCGGCAACAACCACCUUGCAAUCGCUCAUCCAACUCCUCGGGGGCAUCGAGUACAUCGUGAUCAACGAUGAAGUUGGGGCGGCCAUUCAAAACGCCUACCGGAAGGUGGUGGAGGCCAAACGUCGACUUACGGAAGGUACUUUGCAACAAGCGGCGCUACUGGCACGGGAAGCUUACACGUCCGCAGAAAGGGCGUUCUUCGACCCGAGUCUGCUGGCGCUACUGUACUUUCCGAACGAGCAGAAGUACGCAAUCUACAUUCCCCUUUUCUUGCCCAUCAUGAUACCGGUUGUGUUUUCGUUCAACACGAUCGUAAAGUACAUUCGCAAGCGCAGAGCAGUCGAUGCGGCUAGUCAACCGAAGCCAAAGGAAGAAUAA
Messenger RNA from Anopheles bellator, 1874 nucleotides. RefSeq names its product GPI transamidase component PIG-S (gene PIG-S). Bases 126 to 1874 code for a protein of 582 amino acids. The transcript has 6 exons. Gene Ontology annotation, biological process: attachment of GPI anchor to protein. Gene Ontology annotation, cellular component: GPI-anchor transamidase complex. NCBI's taxonomy places the organism in Eukaryota, Metazoa, Arthropoda, Insecta, Diptera, Culicidae. The record is from RefSeq and is a predicted model, not a curated record.